Meloidogyne enterolobii is the source of this 297-nucleotide messenger RNA. The record is from the annotation of a GenBank genome assembly. NCBI's taxonomy places the organism in Eukaryota, Metazoa, Nematoda, Chromadorea, Rhabditida, Meloidogynidae.
AUGAACGACUUUUACGAUGACGGCUUGGUGAUUUACUUUCUUUUCGUUGUCCUUUCUCUGGUAGAAGUGCUGUCAAAUCCGCUCUAUCUUCUUCAGCUCUCUUCAAAUAAAAAUCUGCCGUUCGGAGUGCUGCCGCCUUUUCUUUACGUAGUAUUUGUGUUGUUUUCGGAUCACGUUCCUUAAGUCCUCCUUUGUCAGGCAGUUUUGAGAAUGUGCGAUAACGCCAACCAGGCCCUUCUUCGAUAGCCUUCAAUCUUUUUUCUUUAGAGUCUUCGUCCGUUGUUUCACCUCUCCGUU